Neltuma alba is the source of this 735-nucleotide messenger RNA. Its product is annotated as E3 ubiquitin-protein ligase MPSR1-like. The record is from RefSeq and is a predicted model, not a curated record. Gene Ontology annotation, biological process: protein ubiquitination. Lineage: Eukaryota; Viridiplantae; Streptophyta; Magnoliopsida; Fabales; Fabaceae. Gene Ontology annotation, molecular function: ubiquitin protein ligase activity. The coding region runs from base 1 to 735 and encodes 244 amino acids. Gene Ontology annotation, cellular component: cytoplasm. The transcript has a single exon.
AUGUCCUCUGAUUCCGAUGCCACCUCCCCCAAUUCAUCAUCUGCGCCUCCACUGCAACUGGACGAUCCCCAAAUUCGAAGAUUGUCUAUGCUUCUCCCUCUGCUUCUCAGUUUAGCGCCCCCUCGCCAGGCCCCAGAAUUUGAUCCUGGUAGCCACCGUGGCCGAGUACGAAUCAUCGUAGUUGACCCUUCAGCGGGAGCCAUGAUCGUGAUCGAAGGCUCCGGAGAUCUCCAAUCCGUGCUUCAAGGCCUAUCGGUGAAGUCCGGGGCGUUGCCGGCGUCCAAGGAUUCGAUUCAGGCCAUGCCCAGAGUGGUGGUGACCGAAGAAGGCACGGAUUGUUCGAUCUGCUUGGAAGCUUACGAAGUGGGGGGCGAAGCUAGGGAAAUGCCGUGCAAGCAUAAAUUUCACUCGGGGUGUAUUGAGAAGUGGUUAGGGAUUCACGGGUCUUGCCCAAUCUGCCGAUAUGCCAUGCCGGCGGAGGAGGAAGACAUUAGUAUCGCCGGCAGCGAGGGCGAGCCAGAUGGCGGCGAGAGGAGGGAGAGCGGUGAGGGUUUGGUAUCCGUGAGUGUAUGGGUGAGGUCCCUGGACGAAGACGAUGAUGAUCCGAUGGAAGUGGAUUCAGAGUGGGAUGAUGGAUCCGGGGGAUCCAAUAAUGAUUCGCGAGAAGAAGGAAAUUCAGCAGGGGAUGGGGACUCGUUGAUGAUGGAUCAAGAGCCACAAGACAUGGAAUUCUGA